Messenger RNA from Arabidopsis thaliana (thale cress), 1537 nucleotides. RefSeq names its product histone deacetylase 2B (gene HD2B). The transcript has 9 exons. Gene Ontology annotation, cellular component: nucleus; nucleolus. Gene Ontology annotation, biological process: chromatin remodeling. NCBI's taxonomy places the organism in Eukaryota, Viridiplantae, Streptophyta, Magnoliopsida, Brassicales, Brassicaceae. Bases 175 to 1095 code for a protein of 306 amino acids. The record is from RefSeq and is marked reviewed.
AAUUAAGGGCAAAACGACGCCGUGUAGACUCUCGAAGAACCCUAAAGAGACUUCUUAAACCUCAUUCGAUUAUAAAAUAGCCCCAAACCCACUGCCUCUUUCACUGCAAUUUCUCUCUUUCGCUUCUAAAAAAAAACCUAACAACCUCUCUUCUCUCUUCCUCGUUCAACAACAAUGGAGUUCUGGGGAGUUGCGGUGACACCAAAAAACGCUACUAAGGUGACUCCUGAAGAAGACAGCCUUGUCCACAUUUCUCAGGCUUCACUUGACUGCACAGUGAAAUCUGGAGAAUCUGUGGUUUUGAGUGUGACUGUUGGUGGGGCUAAACUUGUUAUUGGAACACUUUCACAAGACAAGUUCCCUCAGAUUAGCUUUGAUUUGGUUUUUGAUAAAGAGUUUGAGCUUUCACACAGCGGUACCAAAGCAAAUGUUCAUUUCAUUGGCUACAAAUCCCCCAACAUCGAGCAGGAUGACUUCACUAGUUCGGAUGAUGAGGAUGUUCCUGAAGCUGUUCCUGCUCCUGCCCCUACUGCUGUUACUGCCAACGGAAAUGCUGGAGCAGCUGUUGUCAAGGCUGACACAAAGCCAAAGGCCAAACCUGCCGAAGUGAAGCCUGCAGAAGAGAAGCCUGAAUCAGACGAGGAAGAUGAGUCUGAUGAUGAAGAUGAGUCUGAAGAGGAUGAUGACUCUGAGAAAGGAAUGGAUGUUGAUGAAGAUGACUCAGAUGAUGACGAGGAGGAGGAUUCUGAGGAUGAAGAAGAGGAGGAGACUCCUAAGAAGCCUGAGCCAAUCAACAAGAAGAGGCCAAAUGAAUCUGUAUCCAAAACACCCGUCUCUGGAAAGAAGGCAAAACCAGCAGCAGCACCAGCUUCUACUCCUCAGAAGACAGAAGAGAAGAAGAAAGGAGGACACACCGCCACACCACACCCAGCUAAGAAGGGUGGAAAGUCUCCUGUGAAUGCUAACCAGAGCCCCAAGUCUGGAGGUCAAUCAUCCGGUGGUAACAACAACAAGAAGCCAUUCAACUCAGGCAAACAAUUUGGUGGUUCCAACAACAAGGGUUCUAACAAGGGCAAGGGAAAGGGUAGAGCUUAAGGACGUGGAUCAAGGAGAGGUUUUGGGUUUUCGAGUAGAUGAUGAAAACACUUGGAAGUGUGGUUUUGGAUUUUUAUCUUAUUUUAUUAGUAUAACUUGUUAUCGGAUGAGCUAUUUUGAGUAUUUGCAAUUUCUACUUUCCUAUGUAAUUCAGUAUAUGAAUAUUUGCUGAAAUGAGAAAGAAGACUCGAAUUGCAAACACAAAUUGAGUUUAUUACUUAUAGAGUAUAAACACCAAAAUUGAUGCAUAAUAGCCAAAUCAAAUUACCAAGCCUAUCUUUGAAAUCUAACAACGUUGAUUUCACAAGCACUAGAACAUCUCUGGAAUGUCAUGAGUUCCCUAACGACGAGAGACUCUUGUUCCUCGCUAUGACAAUCUCUGCAUAGCUUAAACUUCUUGAGGACUAGCGAAUUCUCAAGGAAAUAUUUUGAUAGUUUCAUC